AUGCCCGGUCUUCUCCGGAAACUUAUCAUCAUCGCCGCGGUCGACGGACUGAUUCUGCACGGUCACGGCGUCAACGGACCCCGCCACAAUAACAAUGGGAGCAAUAAUGAGGCCUCGUCCAUUCGCAUCGAUUACAAAACGAAUAAAAUAUCCGCUUUACCAACUACCACCACCGAGGUACUGGAUAGUCGCGAUGACUUGAACCUAGAAGCAUACGGAAUUGUCGGCCUGUUAUCCGUCGCAUCCCGCUCAUUCCUAGUAUCAAUAACGCAACGAACACAAGUCGCCCAAAUCCAAGGCCGACCAAUCUACGCAAUAACAAACGUCGCGCUAAUCCCUCUAUCCUGCCAAUCAGACGCAAACCGCGCAAUCACACAAGCCCAAAAAGAUGUUUCGCGCAAUAAUCCCGAUCCAGAUGCUACUCUAGACUCCGACUCUGAUUCCGAGGACGAGCACGAAGACAAAAUCCCCGGAGCUAGCACUAGCACCGAGAAUGCGGAGACAGAGACAGAAAUCCCCAGCGCGCCGACUUCACCCUCUCGUGCUGCGGCGGUCCAUACGCGCGGUGCGAGCGUUAGUAGUAUUGCGGAAGAUGUUAUUGGGAAACGGGUACCGUUUGGUCGGUUUGCGGCGAAUUGGCUUUCAAGGAAGAAUUUGGGAUUAGCGAGGCCGGGACCUAUUGCGCAGGAUGUGGUUGAGAGUAUGAGCCCGUUUGAUGAUUCGUUGGGACUUACGAGCGCGAGUGUGAGUUCAGAUGUUGGUGUUGAUCUGUCUGGACUGAGUACGGAAGGGGGUGCGGAGGGGACUGCUGCGUCUGGAGAUGAGAAGGAGAAGGAGAAGAAGAAAGAGGGCGUUAAGGAUGGCUCAAGAUCUGAUCAGGCAGCUGAAUUGUUGCCGAAGCUGAUUAAUUAUACGAAGUUAUUGUUUUCGUCGCAUAAUUUCUUUUUUGCGUAUGAUUAUGAUCUUACGAGGGCUUUUGAUGCGCAGGGUGUGAGGACGGAGCAUCUUCCUCUUCAUAAGGCUGUGGAUCCUGUGUACUUCUGGAACAAGCAUCUUAUGUUCAAUUUUAUUGAAAACGGUGCACAUGGAUUCGUUUUACCUCUUCUGCAAGGUUUUGUUGGCCAGCGAGAAUUCACCGUGGCAAGCCCUGAGAAAAAACCAAAUGAUGCCUCUGCCGAAGAGCUGACUGAGCCAAAGAUCCUCGGGAAUAGUCACGAUGCCGCAUCUGUGGAGGCCGAGGUUCCUAAGCGCAAUUUCCUCUUAACACUCAUUUCUCGUCGCUCAGUCAACCGUCCUGGUCUUCGCUAUCUGCGCCGUGGUGUAGAUGAUCAAGGCAAUACAGCCAACACAGUUGAGACGGAGCAGAUUCUCUCAGGCCCUAGAUGGGAUCCGUCAGAUAAUGUUUAUUCGUACCUACAGGUGCGAGGGUCGAUCCCGCUCUAUUUCUCCCAAUCGCCAUACGCUUUCAAGCCUGUUCCUGUACUUCAUCACUCUACUGAAAUUAAUCAACUUGCUUUUGAAAGACAUUUCAGGGAGAUGAGUCGCAGGUAUGGCAAGAUACAGGCUGUGUCUUUGAUUGAUAAGCAUGCUGGUGAGCUGAAGCUCGGUGAACAGUAUGAGAUGUAUACGGAUGUUUUUAAUAAGGCCGGCGGGAUUGAAGGAUCACCUUUGGGAUUGGAAUGGUUCGAUUUCCAUAACGAGUGUCGUGGAAUGAAGUUUGAAAAUGUCUCUCGUCUUGUUGACCGUGUGAAAGAGACGCUAGAAGAAUUCGGAUACACCAGCCUUAAAGGGGGGACAUCUUCGCUCAAGCAGACUGGUAUCAUGCGCACGAAUUGCAUGGACUGUCUUGAUCGAACUGGAGUUGCCCAGUGCGCAUUUGGACAGUGGGCGCUAGAACGCCAACUUCAGAAUGAAGGUCUCGCGAUUGAUCUGGGUGGUGACUCGUCAACCCAAUGGUUCAAUACCCUCUGGGCUGAUAACGGCGACGCGAUAUCCAAGCAGUAUUCAUCCACUGCAGCAUUGAAAGGUGACUAUACCCGUACCCGGAAGCGAGACUACCGAGGUGCCCUCAACGACUUCGGUCUCACUCUCUCGCGAUACUACAACAAUAUUGUGAACGAUUACUUCUCCCAAGCCUGUAUCGACUAUUUACUCGGUAACGUCUCGAAACAUGUCUUCGACGAAUUCUCCGUGGAACUUCAAACCACCGACCCGGGCAUCUCAGUUGGAAAAAUCCGACAGAAUGCAAUCGACACCAGCUGCAAAAUCGUGAUCAGUAGUCCCUCUGAAGAAUUCCUCGGUGGCUGGACGAUGUCAACGCCCCGCCAACCGAAUACACUACGGACUCUCCCAUUCGAAGAGUCUGUCCUUCUUUUAACAGAUGCCGCCGUGUAUAGCUGUCGCUUCGACUGGGAAACGGACAAAGUUCUCUCCUUCGAGCGCAUUGAUCUACGCUCCAUCUCCCGUAUUCACUACGGUACAUACGUUACCUCUAUUCUGACAGAAAGCCAAUCAGACGAACGCACCAAUGUUGGUUUGGUAAUUGUAUAUCGUGAUGGAGAUGAUAAUCUGUUGCGCGUGAACACCCGCUCUCUACAGACUAACGUUCGACCUGCUGCUCUUGAAGCUACGGCUAGCUCAACUGGGGAAUGGGAUCUGAUCUCCUGGUUACGUGGUAGUAAGCGGGCCACUACCCGCUUUGUCGCAUUCAAGUCCCUUCCUUUAGCGAAUAAGGUGACUAGUCCUCGUCUUGGACCUACUACGGGUACUGUGCGCGAGCUUGAUCGUGUCCGGACGAUCAGUCAUGAUAUUGAGCGGGCGAUGAUGGCGGGUAUUAGUGAUGGAGGGACGUCACAGAAUGCCGAGUCGGAGUCGGGGUCUGUGGUUGAAGAGUGUGAUAUUAUUCCUUUGGCUGAUGCGAAGAAACGAACUGGAAUUUUAGAAUACUUAGUUUAUGAUAUUAAGAAGAUGGUGUGGGCCUAG
Penicillium angulare is the source of this 2982-nucleotide messenger RNA. RefSeq lists its product as uncharacterized. The transcript is spliced from 3 exons. Gene Ontology annotation, biological process: phosphatidylinositol dephosphorylation. The coding region runs from base 1 to 2982 and encodes 993 amino acids. Gene Ontology annotation, cellular component: endoplasmic reticulum. Gene Ontology annotation, molecular function: phosphatidylinositol-4-phosphate phosphatase activity. The record is from RefSeq and is a predicted model, not a curated record. Lineage: Eukaryota; Fungi; Ascomycota; Eurotiomycetes; Eurotiales; Aspergillaceae.